AUGACAGACAGCAGCAGCAUCAGCAUCAACAGCAUCAGCAGCAACAGCAGCAGCAGCAACAGCAGCACUUGCGUGCAGUGCCUUACCAGUUAUUUUCUUGCUGCUUCAUCAGUGCCCCACAGCGAUCCGCAGCAGCUCCUGCUGCUACGUGCUUGCUGCUGCGGCUUCUUGCUGCUGCUAGGCGAAGCAUCUCCUUCCUGGGCUUCUGCUGCAGUACCUCCCCCCAUCAGCAGCAGCAUCAGCAGCAGCAGCAGCAGCAGCAGCAUGUGGACAGCGCAAGAGUAUCACAUUAGCAGAAUAGCAGCAGCAGGGCCUCUGCUGCUGCAGCUGUACAGCGCUGGGUUUAAAUCUUGGCUGCGGGAGCAGCUGAUUGAAAAGAAGCUUAGGCGAGGCAGCAGCAGCAGCAACAGCAGCAGCAACAGCAACAGCAGCAGAAGCAGCAGCAGCAGCAGCAGGUGGUUUGAUAUCCUUGUGGAGGGAGAAACUUGGGCAGCGGCAACAGCAGUAGCACCUGCUGCAGCUGCUGCUGGAAUGCUGCCUCUAGCAGCAGCAGCAACAACAGCAGCAGGUGCUGCUGCUGCAGCAGAAGCAGCAGCAGCAGCAGCCGAUUCAGAUGCUGCAGGCACCUCGGAAGGGAGGCGGCAAGAACAGCUACUGCAGCAAGAGACAAGACAUCAGCAGCAACAGCAGCAGCAGCAGGAGAUGCCGCAGGAUCAGCAACAGCAGCAGCAACAACAGGAACAACAACAACAGCAACAACAACUGCAGCAACAGCAGGUGCAGCAACAGCAAGACCAGAAGCUGCAGCAACAGCAACAGGAGCACGCGAAGCAAGAGCAGCAGCAGAAAUACUUGAAGCCGCAGCAGCAGCAGCAGCAGGAAUGUCAGCAUCAACAACAGAAGCCAGAGCAGCACGAGCAGCAACUGCUGUUGCUGCAAACUCAGGAGCAGCAUGCGCAGCAGCAACAACAGCAGCAAAAAGGACAUACGCAGCAAGAGCAGCAGCAGCAAGAGCAGCAGCAGCAAGAGCAGCAGAAGCAAGAGCAGCAGCAGCAAGCAGAAGACCUACGCCCUCCCAAGAGGCUUCGUUGCGAGCUUGAUGCUGCAGCAGCAACAGAAACUACAGCAGCAACAACUGCAGCAGCAGCAGCAACAACAACAACAGCAACAGCAGCAGCUGAUGCUGCUGCAGACGGCACCCCCGUGCCUGAAUCCCCUUGUGCUGCUGAGGAGGCCUCUCCUCCAGCAGCAGCAGCAGCAGCAGCAGCUGCAGCAGCGGCGCCAUCUGCUGCUGCUGCUGCUGCUACAACACCUUCCGAAGGCGAGUCUUCAUCAGAUGAAGAGGCGGGCAAUGUUCCUGCUGCAGCUUUUUUGCUGCAGCAGCAACUGAGCAGCUUUAUUAGAGCGCAUGCAACAUCAAGAGUUAACGCAGAAAAGCGAGCAGCAGCAGCACCUUCUGCUGCUGCAGCAGCAGAAGCAACAGCAGCAGAAUUCAUUCGCCGCUUUAUGCCACAGCAGCAGCACUUCUGGGGGCCCCAGGGGCCCCCCUUUAAAUCAACGGAGGUGAAGUCAAGAGAAGCAGCUUGGGAGAAGCAGCUGAAGCAGGAAAAGCAGCAGCAGCAGCAGCAGCAGCAGCAGCAGCAGCAGCAGAAGCAGCAGGAAGCAGCAUAUGCAGAGGAGAGAGUGCCCUGGACUCUGCUAAGCGCUGAUGCAGCAUCUGCUGCUGCAGAACCUGCUGCUGCUGCAGUAUCUGCUGCUGCAGCAGCACAUACUGUGGCAGUAAGUCCUGCUGCAGCAGCAGCUGCUGUUGGUGCAGGAGGAGAGGCAGCAGCUGCAGCAGCAGCACCUUCUGCUGCUGCAGUAGCUGCUGCUGCAGCUCGCGAAAGCCUGCCAGGGAUUGCGAAGCAAAUGGUGCUGCUGCUGCAGCAGCGGCAGCUGCUAAGCUGCCCUCACAGAUGGAGAAGCGAGGCCAGCGAAGCAGCAGCAGCAAACAGCAAAAGCAGUGAACGGGCAGAUGAAAGCAAACAAAAAAUUAAGCAGCAGCAAACACUAAAUAAUUUGGGGGAUCUUAAAGAACUCCAAUACCGACUAGAAUUCAUCAGGGCACAAAUUGAGGGCAGCUGCACUGCGCCAUAG
Eimeria acervulina is the source of this 2136-nucleotide messenger RNA. RefSeq lists its product as hypothetical. The coding region runs from base 1 to 2136 and encodes 711 amino acids. The transcript is spliced from 2 exons. The record is from RefSeq and is a predicted model, not a curated record. Lineage: Eukaryota; Apicomplexa; Conoidasida; Eucoccidiorida; Eimeriidae.